AUGAGGUGUAUGCUUACUCGUAGCACUGCACAAGGCAAUCUUACCCCCUUGGAUUCAGAAAUAGAACGCACUUACAAGUCGAAUAGAAAGCAAACGAAGGACACUAGUUUGCCAAUUGACGACACAACGGCGGGUUCUACUUCCUCACAAGGGGAGGAGCACGGGAAAACUCCACCAAACUCACCUGCACGUUCAAUUCACGAGGACGAAGAGGAACCCCCAAUCCUCACCAUGGUUGAACCAAAGCCAUUGAAGGAUGCUUUUGUUCCUACAGCUUCGGAGUCCCCCUCAUGCAUAGCUUACACACCACCGGGCAAUCAGGCCUUCUCCAUUCCUGUGCAGCUCCUUAACUCGUUGCCUAAGUACUCGGGCACGCCAUCUGAGGAUCCUAAUGUUCACAUUAGAGAAUUCUUGGAUAUUUGCAAGCUGCAAACCAUUCAGAACAUCCAACCAGAAGGACUCAGGUUACUUCUAUUUCCCUUUUCUUUAAAAGAUGAUGCAAAACGUUGGUUAUACUCGUUACCUGCAGGUAUCAUCACAACUUGGGAUGAAAUGGUGAAGAAGUUUUUGAAACAAUACUUCCCCGCUCAAUUGACCAAACGAUUAAGGAGGGAGAUUCAGAACUUCACUCAAAAGGAUGGAGAUACACUAUAUGAAGCAUGGGAGGAAUUUCAAGAGUUGCAGAGGAAGUGUCCCCAUCACAACUUCAGUCUGAAUGACCUUGUCCAAUUUUUCUAUGAUGGAUUGGACAUAACUAAUAGGGGCAGCGUUGAUUCUGCAUGUGGAGGUACUUUCAUGAAUAAAACAGGUCAAGAAGCAUAUAAUCUGAUUGAUGAUUUGGCCGACAACAAUAGACAAUUCUACACAAGAGAUAAACGUAUAAGAGGACGUGGAGUGUAUGAAGUUGAUUCAAGGAACCAAAUGGUGGCAGUGGAAAGAAAACUCGACAUGCUAAUGAAUGCCUUGGGCAAUGGCAUUAAGGCAACACCUCAGGUAUGUUCUAUUUGUUCCUAUUCUGAUCAUACUACUGAUAAAUGUCCUUUGUCUUCUUUGUCUGAAGAACAGGUGAAUUAUAUGGGGCAACAAAGGCCUAAAUACGACCCUUACUCGAACACGUACAAUCCGGGAUGGAAGGAUCACCCUAACUUCUGUUGGAGCGGCAAUGACAACGUGGUUCGACCCACCCAAGGUGUCUACAAUGGACCACCUGGAUUCCAACAAGGGGCUAGGCAGCAAAUCUAUCAACAAGCUCCCCCUCAACAAACCUCAAGCAAGUCUUUGGAAGAACUAGUCAAGGAGAUGACCAUAAACACCAAUGUCUUCAUCCAAGAAACAAGAUCUCAACUCAAGGAGCAUGGUCAAUCUAUCAAGAACUUGGAAAGGCAGGUUGGGCAACUUGCAACAGACAUGCACACUAGACUUCCUGGCACCCUCCCUAGCACAACAAUUCAAAAUCCUAAGGAUGGACGUAUGGCUGAGCUCAAUGCAAUCACUUUAAGGAGUGGUACACAAUUGGAAAAAGCUUCUGCGCAUCAAAGGGCACCCAUGAAAGGUCAAGAAAAAAAGGAGGAGCAAAGAAAUAUGGAGGAAGAGAAAAUCAAUCAUUUUGGGGCUGAUCAGAAUGUUCAUGCUUUUUCUCCUCCAAAGGUAAAAGAUCCUACUCCUCCUAAGUUGGUUACUUCAUGUAUUCCUUUUCCUCACAGGUUCAUGAGCUCUAAGAAAGAUCAAGAAGAGAAGGAUGUCUUGGAAACUUUCCGUAAAGUCCAAGUUAACAUUCCUCUCUUGGAUGCUAUAAACCAAAUACCACGAUACGCCAAAUUUCUCAAGGAGCUUUGUACCAAUAAAAGGAAGUACAAGGAGAAGGAAACCAUUGCUUUAAGUGAAGAAGUGUCCGCUGUGCUCCUAAGAAAGUUACCUCCAAAAUUGAAGGACGCCGGGAGGUUUACAAUCCCUUGCACAAUUGGGGAUAAAAGGUUCGGUAAGGCUUUAUUAGACUUGGGUGCUUCAAUUAAUCUAAUGCCUUUUUCUGUUUAUGAGUCUUUGAACCUAGGUGAACUCAAGCCUACACCAAUAACUAUCCAAUUAGCGGAUCGCUCAAUAGUUCUUCCUAAGGGACUUGUGGAGGAUAUGCUCGUCCAAGUUAAUCAUUUGAUAUUUCCCGCGGAUUUCUUUGUACUUGACAUGGAGCCCGAGCCUGUGCCUUAUGACCUACCUCUUAUUCUUGGCCGGCCAUUCUUAAGAACCGCUCGCACAAAGAUAGAUGUCUUCGAAGGAACCUUAACAAUGGAAUUCGAUGGAGAUGUUAUAAGCUUCAAUAUCUUUGAAGCUAUGAGGUACCCUUGUGACGUUCAUUCCUGUUUUUCUAUUGAUACUCUUGAAUUUUUAGUGCAGGACACCUUUGAUGCAAGUGUGGGGGAAGACCCACUCAAGAAAACAUUGGAAAUCGGUUUAAACUCCCAGCAGCAAUCGACCGUAGGGAAUGCAGCGAUCGAUUAUUUGCCGUCUGCCAUAAAAGUUGCUGCUUCAUCUUCCAUGGUUUUCAACGAAGAAUUGCGGGAAUUAGCUGCUAUCCUUGAUGCUCCACCCUAUAUCCCAGCUAAGUUUAGUUCUAAAUUCAUUCACCUUCCACUAACUGAUGAAAAACUUGUUCCUUCUAUUGUUCAGGCACCCAAAUUAGAACUCAAACCAUUGCCCGAACACUUAAAGUAUGUUUUCUUGGGAGAGAAUGAGACAUUACCCGUCAUCAUUGCAGCCAACCUUUCUGUGAUUGAGGAAGAAAAAUUGGUGAGAGUUCUAAGGGAACACAAGUCAGCAAUUGCAUGGAGUAUAGUGGAUAUAAAAGGAAUAAGCCCUUCCAUGUGUAUGCACCGAAUUCUCUUAGAAGAAGGCACCAAACCAUCAAGAGAGGCUCAAAGACGUCUCAACCCACCUAUGAUGGAGGUAGUAAAGAAGGAGGUCCUUAAACUCCUUGAUGUGGGCAUCAUUUAUCCCAUCUCUGAUAGCCAAUGGGUGAGUCCAGUCCAAGUUGUACCUAAACGUUCUGGCAUCACAGUUGUGAAGAACGAAGACAAUGAGUUGAUUCCUACCCGAGUUCAAACCGGUUGGAGAGUUUGCAUUGAUUACCGCAAACUCAACACUACUACACGUAAGGACCAUUUUCCUUUACCUUUUAUUGAUCAAAUGUUGGAAAGACUUGCAGGUCAUGCAUAUUAUUGUUUCUUGGAUGGAUACUCCGGUUACAAUCAAAUUGCCAUUCAUCCGGAAGAUCAGGAAAAGACAACUUUCACAUGUCCUUUUGGGACAUUCGCUUACCGGAGGAUGCCUUUUGGCCUAUGCAAUGCCCCUGCAACAUUCCAAAGGUGCAUGAUGAGCAUAUUUUCUGAUAUGGUUGAAAAGAUCAUCGAGGUCUUCAUGGACGAUUUUUCUCUCCACGGUGACUCUUUUAAUUCUUGUCUAUUUAAUCUAUCUUUAGUUCUUAAAAGAUGUCAAAAAACUAACCUUGUUUUAAACUGGGAAAAAUGUCAUUUUAUGGUACAACAAGGUAUAGUUUUGGGUCAUAUUAUAUCUGCUAAAGGGAUAGAAGUAGACAAAGCAAAGAUAGAUCUUGUACGUUCUUUACCACCUCCCACAUCUGUGAAGGAGGUGCGGUCUUUUCUUGGCCAUGCAGGUUUCUAUCGACGCUUCAUCAAGGAUCAUUCAAAGAUCACAAGACCUUUAUGUCGACUACUUCAAAAAGAUGUACCUUUUGUCUUCGAUAAGGAGUGCAUGGAGGCAUUUGAAAAGCUAAAGAAGAUGUUGACCGAGGCCCCUAUUAUCACGCCACCAGAUUGGAAUCUUCCUUUUGAGCUCAUGUGUGAUGCAUCUGAUUAUGCCGUAGGAGCUGUUUUUGGGCAAAGGGUUGAAAAGAUCCCUCAUGUUAUUUACUAUGAGUCAAGGACACUGAACGAUGCCCAGCUCAACUACUCCACCACAGAAAAAGAAUUAUUAGCUGUUGUUUUUGCUUUAGAAAAAUUUCGUUCAUAUCUUUUGGGCACUAAAGUUAUUGUUUUCUCUGAUCAUGCAGCCCUUAGGUACCUACUUACAAAGAAGGAAGCAAAGCCUCGAUUAAUUAGAUGGAUUCUCCUCCUUCAAGAGUUCGACUUGGAGAUCAAAGACAAGAAAGGAUGUGAGAAUGUGGUGGCUGAUCAUUUGAGUAGACUUGUGCAUAGUUCAAAGGAGGAAGAAGAUGCACUACCUUUGAAGGAAACCUUCCCGGAUGAGCAAUUGUUUGAAGUACAAGAAUUGGGAUCAGAAGGAAAAAUGAACGAUCGUACUUUGGAACCAUGGUUCGCAGACAUCGUAAAUUACAAGGCCACCAAGCUAAUUCCAGACAAAUUCACUCGAGCUCAAAAGGAUAAGUUGAUUAAAACCGCAAGGCAAUACGUUUGGGAUGAGCCAUAUUUAUGGAAGUUUUGUGCCGAUCAAUUGGUAAGAAGGUGUGUCCAUGAAUCUGAAUUUCAUUCUAUACUAACCUUUUGCCAUACUUAUGCUUGUGGAGGACACUUUGGAGUGAAAAGAACUGCCUUGAAAGUCCUUGAAUGUGGAUUCUAUUGGCCUACACUAUUCAAGGAUGCUUAUCUCUUUUGCAAGACAUGUGAUAAAUGUCAACGUACAGGUAACUUGGGUCCAAGGGAUCAAAUGCCUCAAACUCCAAUUAUAAGUGUUGAAAUAUUCGAUAUUUGGGGCAUUGAUUUCAUGGGUCCAUUCCCUUCUUCAUAUGGUUUUCUUUACAUUCUACUUGCAGUUGAUUAUGUGUCUAAAUGGGUGGAGGCAAAAGCCACCCGGACUAACGAUGCUAAAGUGGUUUCAGAUUUCCUUAAAGCUAACAUCUUUUCUAGGUUUGGGACCCCACGAGCCAUAAUCAGCGAUGGAGGAUCGCAUUUUUGCAACAGGACCUUUGAAGCUCUUCUUCGGAAGUACAAUAUUACCCACAAAGUGUCUACACCAUAUCAUCCUCAAACAAGUGGGCAAGCGGAAGUGUCCAAUCGUGAAAUCAAGCAAAUCUUGGAGAAGACCGUGGCACCAAAUAGGAAGGAUUGGAGCUUGAGAUUAGAUGACGCCUUAUGGGCUUAUAGGACUGCCUUCAAAACUCCCAUUGGCAUGUCACCCUUCCGAAUUGUCUAUGGCAAGCCAUGCCACUUACCCGUGGAGUUGGAACAUCGAGCAUGGUGGGCAAUAAAGAAAUUUAACAUGGACUUGGACGUUGCCGGCUUGCAUAGAAAACUUCAAUUGAAUGAGCUUGAGGAAAUCCGCAAUGAAGCUUAUGAGAGUGCUAAGAUAUACAAGGAGAAGACCAAGGCAUUUCAUGACAAGAUGAUAAUGAGGAAGACUUUUGUUGUUGGACAAAAAGUCCUUCUUUUCCAUUCCCGCCUUAAAUUAUUUCCUGGUAAGCUUCGUUCACGUUGGAUUGGUCCAUUUUUUGUUACUAAUGUAUUCCAUCAUGGUGCAGUGGAAAUUCAAAGUGAAAAGACCGGAAUGAAAUUCAAAGUCAAUGGCCAUCGACUCAAACUUUACUAUGAGUCCUUUGUGGAGCAAGAAAUGGAGGAUGUACCCCUCCAUGAACCCCCUCCCAUUAAGUAAAAUUCUUGGUACAAGUCUAGGCUGAAAGACUUUAAACAUUAAGCGCUGCAUGGGAGGCAACCCAUUUCAAACGGUAGCUGUGGAGGAGCCAUCAACGCAGAUUUGCUCUCUUAAACUCUAUCUCCUCUAUUACUAUUUUCUGAUUGUAUCUAUGUUAUUUGCAUUUUUAGUUUUUGUUUUUAGGUUUUCUUGAGUUAAUCAUUCCUUUCACAUGAUAAUUGUUCAUUACAUGCUCUAACUUGUUUAACAUUGAGGACAAUGUAUGAUUUAAGUGUGGGGGGAAGGAUUAAUGCUUGUAGUUAGUUUUUGUCAUUAUAAAAAGAAAAAACAAAAUA
This is a messenger RNA of Rosa rugosa (rugosa rose), 5954 nucleotides long. RefSeq lists its product as uncharacterized. NCBI's taxonomy places the organism in Eukaryota, Viridiplantae, Streptophyta, Magnoliopsida, Rosales, Rosaceae. Gene Ontology annotation, molecular function: nucleic acid binding. The transcript has 2 exons. Gene Ontology annotation, biological process: DNA integration. The coding region runs from base 1 to 5619 and encodes 1872 amino acids. The record is from RefSeq and is a predicted model, not a curated record.